AAAUUAUUCAACUGGAUCAUAAAAUUAUAUGAAUUUAGACAUGACUUUAUGGAUAUUGAAUGCAAGACAUUUUCGUGAAACUUCCAUGUUUUUAUGGCUAGUCCAUGUGCACAGCAGUUACUAGUGUAGAACUCUAAUGGUUUUGUUUAUGGAGCUUAGGAAAAGAAAACAAUUUUUAAGAAUUAAAGUUAAAUUAAUUAAAUUAAGGAUAUAAAUGGGAGUUACAGGACUCUGGAAGUUGAUUGAGAGCUCGGGAAAGCCGGUAGCAUUUGAAACUCUUGAGGAUAAAGUCAUUGUAAUCGAUAUAUCAAUUUGGUUGCAUCAGAUCGUUAAAGGCUAUACAGAUGGGAAAGGCAGUCAGAUCCACAACUCACAUUUGCUUGGAUUAUUCAAUAGAAUUUGCAAAUUACUGUACUUCAGAAUUAAACCAAUUUUCGUUUUCGAUGGACAGACCUGUAAUCUUAAGUGGCAGACACUUAGCAAAAGAGCACAAGCGAAAUCAAAGUUGAAAACUGAGGCUGAGAAAAUAGAAGAACUUUUAUUGCAGUCAUUAGCUAAAGAAAAGGUCAUUAAGGAAGCACUAGGAUUAGACACAAAUGCAUUGACAAUAUCACCAAAUAAGAAAAAACCAGUCAAAACAGAAGAGAAGGAUGACAUAUUUAAGUUACCAGAAAAUUCUCCUUUCAAAAGUGAAAAGUUUAAAAUAAAAUCAGAGGAAGAGGACGAUUUUACCAGUUCCAAAAAGUCAUACAGUGGCAAUAUCAAUAAAAUUGAUUUAAAUAGCUCAUAUUUUAAGAGUUUAGCUCCUGAUGUUCGACAUGACAUUCUAGUCGAUAUAAAAGAGACACGCAAACAGAAUUCAUGGGGUAAAUUGAGGGAGCUACCUGUUGAAUCUGACAACUUUUCCACAUAUCAGAUGUCUGGUUUACUUAGACGUCGGCAAGUUCAAGUUAGUUUAGAAGAAGCAGAAAAGGAAAUGGGUGGUAAAGUUUUCUCAUUAAGUGAAUUAGAAAAAUUAUUAGCUGAUGAUGGAAUACUGGAUGUUAGUUCCAAACAUGCACAACGAAUUGCUGGUGAUGAAGGCACUAGAUUCAUACUUGUUCGUGAUAUUACAAAAGCAAUAAGUGAGGCAAAAGAAAGAGAAACUGUUAAAAGUGAACCACAGCCUAGCACAUCGAAAUAUUUUGGUAGACAGCCUAAAAAAAUUGAGUAUAAAUCAGACGAUGACGAUUCAAAUGAUAUAGAAUUACAAAAAGCAAUUCAAAUGUCACUUGGAUAUAUUGAUGAAAGUAAUAUUUUGGAACAAAAGGAAGACAGCAACGAACCAAUUAAAUUAAAUGCUCAGCAACGUAAAAAGUUUGUUGGAUCAAUCCAGUCACAUGGCUUAGUUAAAGGAUUUAUGAAGGAAUAUGGUGAAAUGAAUGAUUUAGAUAUAAAUGACAUGAUUAAUGCUACGCAAGUCGAAGAAGAAUCAAAUACACAGAAUGAUUCAUUAACACAGAAAUUUCCACAUACUGAUCGUUAUGUACUUUACGGAACUCCAGAAAAAUCAGAAUCUAGUGAUAUAAAGGAAUCAUCGUCUGUUUCUUUUGAAGAAGUUUCAAAUAAAUUAGAAACAGCACCUAAAGUUUUACAGAAAGAUAAUAAGGAAAUACUCAUAACUUUCGAUUCCGCAAAUUAUAGUCAGGAACAAGACAUAUUUGCAGAUAUUUUUGAGAGUCAAUUAGAUGAAAUCGUACCUAAAGAAAAAGAGUAUAUAGAUGUGGAAAUUGCGUCCAUUAGUGAUGAUGAUACAAUCGAAUAUGAAGUUCCAAUCGAGGAUAUUCAGGAAUUGGACAAGGAUAUUAAGGACACUAAGUCAGAAUUUUUGUCUGAAGUAGAAAAAAUUAUUGAAAAUACUGAAAGCAAAUUAGUUCCAGUUGAAAUUGUCGAUAGCGAGGAAUCAAAUGGUAUUGUCUCAGAAAAUGACAAGUUUUGGAGUUCUUUAGCAAACGAAGAAUCCAGUGAUGUAAAAAUAAAGAAGACAGAUGCAAAAAUUGUUCCAGAAAAAAGUGAAAUCGAAAAGUUUUAUGAUAUUCAAGACGAAAACUUUGGAGAUGUCAUAGAAAUUGAUGAUAAUAGUGAUCAGGAAUCAACACAAAUUACACCAGCUAAACCUAAAAUUGAAGCAGAAAGUCCAAAAAUUAAGGAAGCAAAUGACAUUAUUAAAAUUGAUUCUGAAGAACCAAACGAAUCAAUUUUAAAUAACAUUAUAAACGAAGAGAUUAUAUAUCCAAAAGAACAUACACCUGAGAAAAAACAGCCACAACUCACAGAAGAAAAAGACAUUGCUUCUGCAGCCGAAGCACUAAGACAAGAACUGACAGAUGAACAGCUUUUAAAAAUGGAAGAGGAUCUUCAUAAACAACAAAAGAAUUAUGCAUUUGAAAGAAACAAGCUAGAUCGACAGGGUACAUCUAUCACAGAUUCAAUGAGCAGGGAUUGCAAGGAGUUGUUAAAAUUAUUUGGAAUUCCUUACAUCGAUGCACCAACUGAAGCAGAAGCACAAUGUGCUUUCCUAAAUGCACAUGAAAUCGCUGAUGGUAUAAUUACUGACGAUUCUGAUGUGUGGCUUUUUGGUGCUAAAACUGUCUAUAAAAAUUUCUUCCUUCAAAAGAAAAUCGUCAAGCAAUUUGAGAUCCAGGAUAUUGAGAAUAGAUUUAAAUUGAAUCGAAACAAAUUGAUUCAGUUAGCUAUGCUUGUUGGAAGUGAUUAUACAGUUGGUAUUAACGGUGUUGGUGCUGUAACAGCUAUGGAAAUUCUCGCAGCAUUUCCUCCAACACCUGAAGAAGAAAAUGGAACUGAUAGUUAUCAAUCAUUGAUGUCAAGCUUAAGAAAAUUUCGUGAUUGGUAUGAUAAUGGAAAACAAGAUAUGAAGCAUAAAGGGUUAAAGAGUCAACUCAAGAAUAUAGAACUCAUUUCAGGAUUCCCAAAUUUGAAUAUUGCUAAAGCAUAUUUGGAACCGAAAAUAGACACAAGUAUGGAAAGUUUUUCUUGGGGACUUCCAGACGAGGAAUCAAUCUUUGAAUUUACAAAAUAUAAGCUUGGAUGGACUCGAUUGAAAACAAAAGAAAUAUUAGAUCCAGUCAUGAAGAGAUUAAAGGAACGUAAACAGAGAAAAAUGGAAGAUUAUUUUAAAGUUCAGCUACAAAAGAGAGCAUUUGAUGAAAAAUUGAGCAAAAGAGUCGAAAAGGCAGUUCAAAGACUUGAGAAAAAUACCGUUGGACAGCAAGAAGAAGUUCCUGACGAGCCAGAAAAGAAACCACGAAAACGAAUCAAUAAAGUUACUGAUAAUAACAAUGAUCCACAAGACGAGCCAGGAAAGAAGCCUCGAAAACGUAAAGCACCACCCAAAAAGAAAAUUAAUGCAAAGGAGAAAAAAGAGAUUAAAGAAAUCCAAGAUGCUGUGCUGUUAUUGAGCGAGGAUGAUGAUUUUGAGCCACCUGAAAAGAAACUUGCAACACCAGACAAGCCAGCAUCUUCUGACAAAAAUCUUACUCCACAGAAAAAUGCAUUUGAUGUAAUGAGAGCAGCUGAUCAGUCACCAAAAAAGCAAACGCCAAAAAAAGCAGUACCAAAAGGUCGCAAACGAAAAGUGAAAGAUGAUGAGCCUAAACCAAGUACAAGUAAAGCAGCACUAGAUGAAGAAUUAGAACCAAAAAAAGCACCAAGAAUCCCUGAAACAAAGCAAGUGAUUCCUCAACGAGAAAAGGAUAAAACUGAGCAGGAACAAGCUAAGCAAAAAGCAAUAGAAAUAUUCAAAAAUUCAAAAUUAGGACUUCGAAAGAAGUUUUGAGAUUAAAAAAACUUUUAUUUUAAUGGAAAUAAAAAAUCUGUUUGAGUACAUGUAGCUGUCUAAAUUAACUGUGUAUACUUAAUACUUAUAGCUGUCUAAUUAUUAAAGAUACAGUACCAUUCAAAACUGUUUCCAUGUUU
This is a messenger RNA of Chironomus riparius, 3975 nucleotides long. The record is from the annotation of a GenBank genome assembly. Lineage: Eukaryota; Metazoa; Arthropoda; Insecta; Diptera; Chironomidae.